Molecule: messenger RNA, 2452 nt
Organism: Anoplopoma fimbria (sablefish)
Lineage: Eukaryota; Metazoa; Chordata; Actinopteri; Perciformes; Anoplopomatidae
Gene: srms
Product: src-related kinase lacking C-terminal regulatory tyrosine and N-terminal myristylation sites
Exons: 8
Coding region: 531-2045 (504 amino acids)
Biological process (GO): cell differentiation; protein phosphorylation; cell surface receptor protein tyrosine kinase signaling pathway
Cellular component (GO): extrinsic component of cytoplasmic side of plasma membrane
Molecular function (GO): ATP binding; signaling receptor binding; non-membrane spanning protein tyrosine kinase activity
Source: RefSeq, a predicted model, not a curated record
UGUCAGCAGCAGGAGCUGUGCAGAGCGCCAAACCCAAACUUUUUACGCACCGUGCCGCCGCUUCACCUUCACCCUCACCUUCCUCUUCCCCACCUGAGCAUCAUCUGCUGCACCGUUUUCCUCCUUCUUACCAGAUAACAAUGGAUUAACAAUUCUUCGGGUGCCAUGCUCACAUCCCCGGUUCGUCUUGGGUCGCACCACCGAGUCUUCGCAGGGAGCCAAUCCGACUUGGAUGCUUUCCAUUGCCGCUUCCGCAUUCCCGCAGCCGCCGUGAACACUGCAGGCGCGGAGCUCAGAUCCAUCCUCAACAGAAGAAACCGGUUCCUCCGGCUAAUCUACCCAAGCAUUGCUUUCGGUGCAGUAUGUUUCCAGUCAGGGGGAGAGAGGGAAGCCGGAGGAUUGAGCGACUGGUCACUGCGGGCUGUAAAAGGCCGUUUUCAGCGGUGUGAGUAGGUCGGAACCGCGUCUUGUUGAUCGGGUCACCGUAGAACCUGGAAUAACCCCGCCGCCGUGCUCCUUCAUGUCCCGGGAUGGAGAGUUGCUGUCGCUCCUGUAUGCCGUGUUUGAGCCGGCUCUGGAACUGCAUAUGGCCGGACUUCCGCUACCCAAACGUCCCCAACAACAACCAUGUCAUCGCCAAUCCGGCCGCGCAGGCUGCAGAGAUCCGCACCGUGUCCGGCGACAUCCGUGCGCCGUCUCCCAAGAAGCGGCCGGUGCAGCUGUACGCGGCGCUCUUCGACUUCGAGGCCCGCAGCGACGACGAGCUGACGGUGAAGGAGGGGGACAAGCUGUCGGUGAUCGAGAAGCGGGGGGAGUAUGUGCUGGCCAAGAAGCUGACUGGGUCCCUGGAGUCCGGACUGAUCCCGGCGAACUACGUGGCUCUGCUGCAGGACGAGUUCGCCAAACACAAGUGGUACUAUGGGAAUAUAAACCGUGUGAAAGCUGAGAAGCUGCUGCUGGCUUCCCAAAACAAAGAUGGUUCCUUCUUGGUUCGCAUCAGUGAGAGUCACAGUGAUGAGUACACAAUCUCUUCCCGAAGUGAGGGAAAAGUGUACCACUUCAGGAUUCAGCGCUCAACCAUCGGGGCGUACUUCGUCUCAGAUAAGAUCUCCUUUGCUACACUGGGAGAGCUGAUCUCUUACUACCAGAAAAACCAUCGCAGCCUGGGAGUGCUGCUGGAGGAGCCCUGUGCCCAGCAGCGGGAAUUGUUUGACAUGGAGCCAUGGGAGAGACCUCGUGAGGAGUUCAGACUCCACAAGAAACUGGGAGAGGGACACUUUGGAGAGGUGUGGGAGGCUCUAUGGACCACAGAGAACAAGAAAGUGGCCAUAAAGACGCUAAAACAAGAGGACACAAAGCAGGACGAGUUUGUGAAGGAGGUUCAGGCGUUGAAGAGCCUCCAUCACCCGAAGCUGAUCCAGCUGUUGGCCAUGUGCUCCAGAGGAGAGCCGGUCUACAUCGUGACCGAACUCAUGAGGAAAGGAAGCCUCAAGUCCUACAUCGCCUCUGCUGAAGGCCAGGUGCUGACAUCAGCUCAUCUGAUCUACAUGGGCAGUCAGAUCGCAGAGGGCAUGGCCUACCUGGAGGACAGAAACAUUGUCCACAGGGACCUGGCUGCAAGAAACAUCCUGGUGGGAGAAGAUCUGGUCUGCAAGGUGGCCGACUUUGGACUGGCUCGGAUUAUUAAGGACAGUGUGUAUACUGCCAGUCGAAACACAAAAAUCCCAGUGAGAUGGACAGCUCCAGAAGCUGCUAUUUACCAGAAGUUCUCCGUAAAAUCAGAUGUCUGGUCAUUUGGGGUCCUGCUGUAUGAGAUGAUGUCACGUGGCAAGAUGCCUUAUGAAGGAAAAAGUAACAAGGAAGUGUUGGAUCUGCUGUCAUCUGGGUUUCGACUGCCCUGUCCAACCCGCUGUCCUCAGAAUAUUUAUCGCAUCAUGAUGGACUGCUGGGCCGCUGAGCCCUCCAAGAGACCCUCCUUCCACGCCCUGCACAGCCAGUUGGAUGCAAUAUAUGCCAGGAUAUAUUUCAAGACCAUAGAGGUAUAGAAAGAGCAAGUUGUGGGGGAAGAAAAGGACGGUGAGAGCAGAUUAUCUGCAACUGAUCAUCGACAGCAUGAUGGACAUCAUAUAAGGAAAGAGAGGAGGAUGAAAAAUAGCAGGGAGUAUUCUCCUCCCCCAUGCAUCCUACUUCCACAACAGGGUAUAUGUACUUUAAGAACACAAAGGUAAGAAAGGAUCGAGGGGAGAAGAGCAUCGAAAGAGGACAAACAGGAGUGAGUUAUUUAAGAUAGAGAAGUUGCUCAACCAUUCAAAGAAGAACAAUGAGGAACAAUUCAUUUCUUAGGCUAAAAGAAAGCAAGAUUGACAAACGAAAGACUGAAAAUAUCCACAGAAAUGUGUAAAUACACUCACACUUCAACAGAAACUGAACACUCAAACCCUCAGAAGAUUCA